Molecule: messenger RNA, 2490 nt
Organism: Photinus pyralis (common eastern firefly)
Lineage: Eukaryota; Metazoa; Arthropoda; Insecta; Coleoptera; Lampyridae
Exons: 10
Coding region: 1149-2462 (437 amino acids)
Source: RefSeq, a predicted model, not a curated record
UGUGGUGAAGAUCAAUCCUUUUUAUUUUUUCCAUAAAAUAAGUACUGACUGACAAAUAUACCUACGUCUCUUCUACAAAAAUAAUUUGGUUGUCCUAAAAAUCAAUAGCAUGGAGGCAUACAUUUGUUCUGUCUGCAAUGAGACUACAGGCAAGACCAUUGCCUCUGCUAGACAUCAUAUUUGUAUGAACAGACAUGAAAAUGUAUGGAUUUUGGACAAAUAUGUGUAUCCAUACGAUCCUACCGCUUCCGAGACCAGUUCAUAUGUAGAAACGGAAGAAAUGCUUACGCAGCAAUCGGACGAAGUGUUUACUGAACAAACUGAUAUCUGUGGUGCUUCUACUUCAAAUGUCGAGGACGAGAAUGUAGUGCCAAUACUAUGGCCUGUUCCAGCAAAAAAGCUUCUAAUAGAAUUGUAUCCAAAAUUUGCCAAAAGAUUUUCUGAUCGACUUAUUAUCUCGAAGGAGCAGAUGUUUGCAAAACUUGCAGCUGAAAUGGCACAAUUUGGGUAUAAGUAUACAACAACUCAGGUUAAGUACAGAUGGCGGUGUUUCGAGCGGUCUUAUAAAAAUUUUAUAAAACAUACAAAAGCAACAGGACGAGAAUAUAAAAAAUUGGAAUUUUAUGACGAGCUACAUGACAUUUUCCAUAACGAACCACGAUUUCAUCCAGAAAUUGUUACAUCAAGUGUAAUCACAGUAACAAAAGAAAUUUCAAAAGAAAAUGUACCGCCGGUAGAAGAGACAUUACUGCCACAACCCAGGAAACAACAUGCCGUGAUAAUCACGUCAAAAUCCAGUGAUGUCUACCACCAUGACGUGAUGUGACAAGAAUGGUACGUCAUAUUGACGUGAUACAAAUGCCUAAUGAAUGACGUCAUAUAAAUACGAAAAUGGGACGUGAUAAACACGUCAUUAUUAUGACUAUUUUAUUGGAUAUGCUUAAUUUAUAUCAAUAAAUUUAUAGUAGCAGUGUAUAGGUGUGUUUAAUAAAGCCGCCCAGUGCACAAUCACUGAAUAUGGGAAUUACGAUAUUCUUUUUUACCGCCUUUUAUCUUCGGUACCUGACGUUACAAUUCGGGUUAUGUUCGUUUUUUGUCAGCUAUCAUGCGCAACGUGAAUCGUUAGCGUCCUCCGUAUAAUAAAAAAGAUGGAGUUUUUAGGUGUGGAGUUUUCUGCGUCUUGUGGGGGCGGUUUAGCUAUAAUUAACAGAAACUGGUUAACGCCAAGAAAAAAAAAUGCCUUCUGGCCACCCUACAAAACUCAAUCUGUGUACGAAAAAGCAUUAAAAACGGGAGAGACACCAAAUGAAGCAAACUGGAAAAUUUAUCCUGUUUCUAGGUGCUUCUUCGAAACAGAUGAUUACUCGAAAGCAAGGUCAAAACUAAAGAGAGCCGAAUUACAGUCCGAUGUUCAAUCAGAUGCCGAUGAGGAUUCGUGUUUAAGUAAGAGGGCUAUUCAUCCUCCAAAACGGUUGUGCUAUGAAAGCAGUGAUGAAGAAGGGUCACUCAGUACACUUCCUGCACCACCUCCAAUAAAUAUCUCAGAGCUUUCUAAAAAUUUAUUAAAUGCAGAGUCGGCAGGUUCGCCGGGUAGAUCUCCACAUUCAAAUCCAAUUUCUAUUAAAAAGAAUCGUCCUUCAAAGGCCUCUUUAAUUAUCUCGGAACACGAUAGACAAACUCCGGCUAAAUAUAAUGAUGUCACGUCAGGUUGCUCAAGUUCACUACAAUCGACUCCGUACAGGAUAAGAAAUAAACUCUUCAUACCUGAUAAUCUAGCUGAUAAUUUAGAAACUGAAGAUACAGAAAUUUGUGAAACAUUAAAUGAAGGACAAUCAGGUCCAUCAAGUGUAUUAAAUUCACGAGUUUCGAGUCCUAAUUUGAAUCAUACCAUUGUUGAUGUGGAUGAUUUGCUACGUGGAACUCAUGUUGAUUACCAUGAUAAAAAAUAUAAGACUUUAUUGCGGUUACUGAUCCACAUCAAGUCUCAAAAUGAUCAUGUUGCUAAGCAAAAUGAAGCCAUUUUAAAGUCUUUAAAGAAGAGAGAAGUUUUACAACAAAGUAAUACCUCAUAUCAACUGCCCAAUGACGUCCCUGUGAAAAUCCCCAUACAACAAUUACUGGAAAUACCAAUAAUUGAGGAAUACCUAUCUGAAGAAGAUCACCUAUGUGCUAUGAGUGCAUAUUUAUCCACCUUAGGUGGCCGCGACAUUACAACUAAAACAAAUACUAUUUUGAGAAGUGUGAUCUCAAACAAAGUAGCAAUCAAUUUCAGUUUUUUGGGAACCCGUAACAAUAAGCAGGCAUUUACUAAAUUAAACUUAAAUAAAUUGAUUAUUCGGGCUGUGCAGUUAUCAACGCCAAAUACACCAGAGCAUGAAAUCAACGAAAAUGUGAAAGUCUGGUUGAAACAUGCUCCUCAGAGACUGACACUCGAAAAUAAAAAACAAAAAGAAAAUAAAUAGGUAUGUUAGUUGUACAAGAAUUAAUUUU